Andrographis paniculata is the source of this 1780-nucleotide messenger RNA. RefSeq lists its product as uncharacterized. Gene Ontology annotation, molecular function: protein serine/threonine kinase activity; ATP binding. The transcript has 14 exons. Gene Ontology annotation, cellular component: nucleus; cytoplasm. Gene Ontology annotation, biological process: peptidyl-serine phosphorylation; signal transduction; endocytosis. Bases 44 to 1534 code for a protein of 496 amino acids. Lineage: Eukaryota; Viridiplantae; Streptophyta; Magnoliopsida; Lamiales; Acanthaceae. The record is from RefSeq and is a predicted model, not a curated record.
UCCGAUUGGAUCGAAGAAGAUGACUUCCCGAUAGUUUCUUCGUAUGAGCAAAUGUUCAGUUGCUUGUUGCUAUUCUUCGCACUCUGCUCAACUCUUGGAGCUUGAUUUAAUUUCGGGAGAUACGGGCUUGGGGAUUGGAUUCGAGUACCGGAGUUCGAUGGAGCCGCGCGUGGCGAACAAGUUUCGAUUGGGUAGGAAAAUUGGGAGCGGCUCGUUUGGAGAAAUUUAUUUAGGCACGGAUAUACAGACGGGUGAGGAGGUUGCAAUCAAGCUUGAGAAUGGGAAGACGAAGCAUCCCCAAUUGUUUUACGAGUCUAAGCUGUACAAAUUACUUCACGGAGGAAAUGGAAUUCCAAACGUUAGGUGGUUUGGGGCUGAAGGAGACUAUAAUGUUCUUGUAAUGGAUUUAUUGGGGCCUAGUCUUGAAGAUUUGUUCAAUGUCUGCGGCCGGAAGUUGUCUCUGAAGACUGUUCUCAUGCUUGCAGAUCAGAUGAUUAGUCGGAUUGAGUUUAUUCACUCUCGAUCUUUUCUGCAUCGAGAUAUUAAGCCUGACAACUUUCUCAUGGGAUUGGAGCGGCGCACGAAUCAGGUUUAUGCCAUUGAUUUUGGACUUGCCAAGAAAUAUAGGGACUCGAGAACUCAUCAACAUAUAAGAUAUAGAGAAAAUAAGAAUCUUACCGGAACAGCCAGAUAUGCAAGCAUGAACACUCAUCUUGGCAUUGAACAAAGUCGCAGGGAUGAUCUAGAGUCACUUGGAUUUGUUCUGAUGUACUUCUUAAGAGGAAGUCUUCCAUGGCAGGGACUCAAAGCUGGAAACAAAAAACAGAAGUACGAGAAAAUCAGUGAGAAAAAAGUUUCGACCUCUAUAGAAGCUUUAUGUCGUGGCUAUCCAACUGAGUUUGCUUCUUAUUUCCACUAUUGUCGUUCCCUUAGAUUCGAGGACAAGCCAGAUUAUGCUUAUUUGAAGAGACUUUUUCGCGAUCUUUUUAUUCAUGAAGGUUUCCAAUUCGACUACGUAUUUGACUGGACACUUUUGAAACAGCAGCAACAGCAGCUCGCGAAUCCUCCAUCCCAAGCUUUGGACACUGCUGGUUCGAGCGGCGCUGAUGCUGGAAAUGUAUUGAAUUCUGAAAAUUUGUCCAGACAGAAGGGUCCAACAGCAAACGAUACUGCCAUAUCCAAAGAACUACCAACAUCUCAUGUUUUCGAGCAAAUGGAAUCACUAAGGGAUCUAGAAUACGAUAAUGAGCCUUCUACACACACAGAAGAUGUUCUCCCCAAAUAUUCCAUUGUUGCACGAAGAAGUUCACCAGCACGCCCUGCACCCACACCAUUGAACAACCAAUCAUCUAAACCCUCCAACGGAAAUAAUCUUGAGAUUCCAAUCAAGGGUGUUGAGCGUCGGAACUUUCGAAAGGAUGAGAAGCAAAUACAUCAUCCACGGCCGCAGUUUGGCGUUGGUACGUUGAUCAGAUUGUUUAAGAAGUGCAUAGUAUUCAAGAUUCCAUCAAUCCAUUCAAGACAGCACAAGUGAGGUUCACUCUGCUCCACCCCCUUGGUAAAUCUCGACUUAAGUUGACAUCCCGCAUACUUUUCUUUUGCGCAGUACAUACUCGAUUCUUUUGCUAUGCCAAUAUAAUGCUCGAAAAUUGCAUAAAGAUAAAUGGUUAUUUGAAGUACAUAAGCAUAGGUUGCCCUCAUCGCGCCUUUUAAAUACAGAUGUACAUAAUAGAGUAUUCCCAAAUUCUUCUUGCUGCCUGAUUUAAUUUCGAACGCUUCU